AGAACACGGAGAGCCUGGACCAAAGAAACGUGGUGAUGGUGAUGAUCAUGAUGAUGGUGAUGAUGGUGAGGGUGGCAUCGACCUCCUCACCUUACUCUCACAUGGACAUUAAACCUGAGGUGGAGACAACUUUGGCCAAACCAAACUCGCAACUGCACUUCUGUCUGGGCCCGGGGGUCACACAGAUACCUGCCAACAUCUCCAGUGACAUCCGUUACCUGAAAGUCAGGGAGACGCAGAUCCGCGUGAUUCCUCGAGCCGCCCUCGCCAGCCUGCAGCAUCUGGAGAAACUCUUCAUCCUGAAAAACGGUGAGCUGGAGAGUAUCUACGCGUACGCCUUCAUCAACCUCGCCCGGCUCACCAAAAUCCACAUCUCAGAAAACGGUGCGUUGGAGACCAUAGGAGCUUUUGCUUUCUCUAAUCUGUCAGAGCUCACUGAGAUAAUCAUAACGCGAUCACCGCAGCUGAGGUACAUCCAUCCAGAUGCUUUCAAGGACAUUAUCAAACUGCAGUAUCUGGUCAUCUCCAACACCGGACUGUUAUGCUUUCCUGACGUCACCCAGAUUCGCUCUGCUGCUGACCGCUUCCUGUUCCAGCUGAAUGAGAACAGCCUGAUAGAGCAAGUCCCCGCCAACGCCUUCAGGGGCCUCUGCAGCCAAACUAUCUCAAUAAUACGGCUCACCAGAAAUGGCAUCAAGGAGGUGGCAAGUGAUGCCUUCAAUGGAACAAAGAUGUACAACUUAUUCUUAAACGGCAACCAGCAUCUUACGCACAUCAGUCCCAAAGCCUUUGUGGGUUCCAGUGAGUUGGUGGUUCUGGACAUUUCCCACACGGCCGUCAGCUCCCUACCACAUUCCAUCCUUGGAGGACUCCACAAGCUAAUUGCGGAGUUUGCCUUCCAUCUGAAGGAACUUCCUCCUUUGCACCUCUUCACCAAACUACGCCAGGCCAAGCUCACCUACCCGUCCCACUGCUGCGCCUUUAACAAUAUGCACAGGAACAGUUCCAAGCAGAACCCCAAGUGCUUCCAACCCAAUGCUAAGGAGGAAAUCCACUUCUACCGGGACCACUGCACCAAUUCUACGUCAGUCACCUGCAGCCCAAUCCCGGAUGCUUUCAACCCCUGUGACGAUAUCAUGACGGGAAUCAUCCUGCGGGUGAUCAUCUGGAUUGUCUCUGUCCUUGCACUGUUGGGGAAUGUGGCCGUUCUUCUUGUUUUGUUAGGUAGUCAUGUCAAGCUCACUGUUCCUCGUUUCCUCAUGUGCCACUUGGCUUUUGCUGACUUCUGCAUGGGCAUCUACCUGGUUGUCAUAGCAACCGCAGACAUGUUCACUCGUGGCCGGUACUACAACUACGCCAUGGACUGGCAGACAGGCCUCGGGUGCAGUGCUGCAGGAUUCUUCACGGUGUUUUCCAGUGAGUUAUCAGUGUUCACAUUAACUACAAUCACCUUGGAGCGCUGGCAUACGAUCACUCACGCCCUCCGACUGGACCGCAAGUUCCGCCUGCGACAUGCUUGUUUUGCCAUGACAGCAGGCUGGAUCUUCUCCUUGCUGGCAGCUUUGCUGCCCACAGUCGGAGUCAGCAGCUACAGCAAGGUGAGUAUCUGCCUGCCCAUGGACGUGGACUCUGUCUUGUCUCAGGUCUAUGUGGUGUCUUUACUCAUCCUCAACGUUCUAGCCUUCUUUUGCGUAUGCGGCUCUUACCUCAGCAUCUACCUGACCGUCCACAACCCCUCAUCAGCGCCGGCUCACGCCGACACACGCGUGGCCAAACGCAUGGCCGUGCUCAUCUUUACCGACUUCCUGUGCAUGGCACCCAUCUCCUUCUUUGCCAUCUCGGCUGCCCUCAAGCUCCCGCUCAUCACUGUCACAGAAGCCAAAAUCCUGCUGGUUUUCUUCUACCCCAUCAACUCGUGCUUCAACCCUUUCCUCUACGCUUUCUUCACUCGCACAUUCAGGCAGGAGUUCUUUCUGCUCACGGCACGUUUUGGCCUGUUUAAGAUGCGGGCGCACAUUUACCGGACAGAGAGUUCAUCCUGCCAGCAGCCAGCAUGGACCUCUCCUAAGACCACUCAUGUGAGCCUCUGCUCUCUGGCUAAUGCGAUGAGUACUGAUGGAAAACAAGAGUGCUGUUCAAAAAACUGAGUUCGGCUAUUUUGGUUUUGCCGGAUUGAAUGGGAGGGGCUUAAAGUACAUUCACCUGAACAACUCUCAGCAAAAAAGCAAACAAA
Messenger RNA from Thalassophryne amazonica, 2233 nucleotides. RefSeq names its product follicle stimulating hormone receptor (gene fshr). The record is from RefSeq and is a predicted model, not a curated record. Gene Ontology annotation, biological process: follicle-stimulating hormone signaling pathway; male gonad development. The coding region runs from base 36 to 2147 and encodes 703 amino acids. Gene Ontology annotation, molecular function: thyroid-stimulating hormone receptor activity; follicle-stimulating hormone receptor activity; protein binding. Gene Ontology annotation, cellular component: membrane. The transcript has 14 exons. Lineage: Eukaryota; Metazoa; Chordata; Actinopteri; Batrachoidiformes; Batrachoididae.